Molecule: messenger RNA, 4303 nt
Organism: Drosophila suzukii
Lineage: Eukaryota; Metazoa; Arthropoda; Insecta; Diptera; Drosophilidae
Gene: beat-VII
Product: beaten path VII
Source: RefSeq, a predicted model, not a curated record
CUUGCGACGAGCACAACAAGUGCGCGCAUGCAAAAAGCCCCGGAGCCCAGUGGUUUUCAAAAGCUAAAAGCCAAAGCCGAAACCAGUGCCAGUGCCCAAAAAAAGUCCCUUCUGUGUAGUGCAGUGUAGUGUAAGCGAGAGUGAAAGUGAAAGUGCAUCCUUCGCAGCAACAGUGGGAGUGAAAGGCUGGGCAGGACACCUGCCGGCGAGGUCCUUGCUCUGCGAGUGCGAGCGAUCCGCAGGAGUUCCCUUAUAUCAAUUAGCUGCGCGCGUUCAAUCAAACAUGUAACUCCCUUUCCCUGAUUUCGGAAAACCUGCGAUCGAUAUUUGCCUAGGUUUAGAGUUUCGGUGGUGGUGGUGCCAAAAAAGUAGAACCCCCCAGAUUUAAACCCCCCAAACGAGCCACCGAUAAAUUGUAUGCCAUUUAUUUUUGUGAAGAUAAUCAAAUCGCUCAAGUGCUAUCGAGUGCCCAUUUUGGAUUUCAAUCUAAGGCUUAACCAGGCUAAAAAACCCCAUCUGCCCUUCUGCAGCUGGACCCAAUCAAUACGGAAAUAUGAAUAGGUUUUGGAUAAUCGCUUUACUUUUAGGAUUACAGCAAACAAAGCCAAUAACUGGACAAUCGGAUGUGGAGGUGCAAUUAGUGGUGCCCCGGUAUGUGGAACGCGGAUCGAGUGCCACCUUCAAGUGCCGGCACAAUGUCCAGCCGGAAAUACUGUUCAAGGUGACAUGGCUGAAGGUUGACAAGGGCAAGUUCUUUGAAUUCAUAAACGGAAGGAAUCCGCCAUUCCGCAACUCGACCAUCGAGGGGGCCGAAAUCGAUUGGGACAACUCGAAUGAGCAGCAGGUGACCCUCAAGGAUGUCCAGUUCGAUCUAUCCGGGCAGUUCUACUGCGAGGUCUCCACGGAUACGCCCAUUUUCACCAAGGCCAGCGCCGACGAGCUGAUGAGCGUGUUCUUGCCCCAGACGGGUCCGCCCACCAUAAGGUUUCGCAAAAGGACGCCCUUCGCGGUGGGCGAGAAACUGUUCGCCCUGUGCAACACCACCCGUGGUCGCCCCGCCCCCCACAUCACGUGGCUAAUCAAUGGGAAAAAGGUGGAGGACAAGUACGUGCGCACCCACCACGCCUACUCGUUCAAUGGGAAGCACCAGCGCCGCACGCAGCAGCAGCAGCAGACGCAGCUGAGUCAGCAGCAGCUGCAGCAGCAGUACUACCAGCAGCAGUACUUCAACCAGUACCACCAGCAGUACCACGUCCCCGUGGGCCAGUACAUCGACCGAUACGACAAGAGCCUACGCUGGCCGGCAGGAGCACGAGCGGAUGAGUUCCCGCACUUUUUGUCGCACCACCACGAGGGGCACGGUCACCAUGGCAGCCUCUACAACAAUCCCUUUGUCCUGGCCAACUACCACGAUGUGGGUGAGUUCCACGAGGUGCACCAGCGCAACUACGACAGCAACAACAAGAAGAUGAUGGAGAUCAAGAAGCAGCAGCAGAUGGAGAUGAAGAAGCACAGGAACAGCAACCGCAAGUACCGGCGCCACAUAAACGAGAACGCCCUGGGCAUCAUCCGCAGCACUUUGAACAGCGGUGGCUUCGGUCCGCAGGCCCCUAACAUGAACAAGGAGCUGGGAAUUCCGUCGAACGCAGGACCCAUGAACCAGCUGGCAGCGGGAUACCAGCGACCCCUCUCGCAUCCCGGCGGCGGAAGCGGAGUGGCUGCAGCCGCCGCGGCCGUGACAGCCGCCCAGCAGGAGAAGGGCAUGUUCAGCAUCAGCCAGCUGAACAUCGAGCUCACCGAGGAGCACGUGGGCACCAACAGCCGCAUGGAGAUCACCUGCCUGUCCACCAUUCCCGCCACCGUGGGCCAGGGCGAGCAGUACGCCGACUACAAGACCUACUCGGUGAAAGUUGAGGUCGAGCGCCAAGUGGCCUCCUCCACGUCGACGGCCCCGCCGAGCAUCGGGAUGGCGGCGCUGGGCAAUGGAAAUGGACACGGCAACGAGACCUCCGCAGGACGAAGGACCAACGGCCAGGUGGUGACGCACCUGUGGUCGCUGGCGCAGCUCCUGCUGCUCGUCCUGCUGCCCCUCGGCUACUAGAGGAUGCAUUAUGCAGGAGGCAGGAUGCUGGAGAGGAGAAGACCACCGACAUACUCGCACAGAAGGCAUAGUUAAAGCCAAGCCAAGGGCAACCACAUCAUCAUCCCACUUCCCAUCAAGGACAAAGGCAGCAAAAGCAGCAGCAGCAUCAUCGGAAAAAACCAAGUUGGAAUUUUUGUAAAUUGUACACCGCAUUUUUAAUCCUUUCCCAAGCAUGAGGCUCAAUCGAGCAGCUAAAUUAGUGCAGCUCAAAAAAAAAGAAAGGGCCACAAAGACAAUGGACUAAGAGAACAUUUUUAGCAUUCGUGCUCGCCCUGGUCGGCCAAUUUAAAUAGUUUACUUGUAAAUAACUGCAGAUGACCGAGGGUGGAUUUUCCCCUACUUUUUUUGUAUGGCCGCAAAGCCAAAGAGAAAUGUUUGUAAUUAAGUUGCAGUCGGUUGGGAAAUUGUAAGAAUGCUUUCAGUCCAGUCGGCCAGCGGCCAUUUUUUUACAGUCCAAUCCAAGGAGAAUUUUGUAUAGCUAAUUGAACAUAAGUUUUCGGGAGAGGCGACUGCAACUCUGACAUCAAGGAAAUUAAACCAAAGUUUUUGCGCCCUCUCAAGGUCAAGGGCGUGGUGCUCCGUGGUGCCCCACUGAGUUCCCUUCAUUUUGGCCUUGUCAUGGAAAAACCCAGAGAAACUCAAUCCCAAAUAGCCAGAAUUGAUUGGGGGCUAACAUUUUUAGGCGUUUCAAAGCAGUCGCUACGAAGCUUGUACCUAAAAUGCAUGAACUUAGUGCAGUAGCAGAGAAAAACGUAAAACGAAAAUCGAAUAACAAAACACUCAAAGGAAACAUAUUUUUUACGGUAUUGUAGCGCUUGGGCUAGUCAGAAAUGAGGAAAGGAUAGGGAUGUGGCUAACUGAGGGUAGGCUAAGAUUAGGGCAAUUGAAUUUAGGAGCCGGCAGCAGCAAGCUAAAUACGAGUACCGUACCCCCCGGAAACCGAGAACCCCCCGGAAAUAAAACGUUUAAAUGUAAAAUAAUUAGACAGUUAAACCAAGAAGCUUACAGAAACAAUCAGUGUUGAAAACAUUUUGAGAAAACAACCAAAACAAAAGAAAAGGAAGGCGGAACCCGAAGGAAAAGGCGCCGAAAAGGGCGCAAUCUGCGGCGCGUGGUGACCCCGAAAAUGGGAAAGGGUCACCAGUCUCAGCCCCAGAGGGCUGGAACCAUCUUAAUGGGUAACCCACUCCGCUUCACUUUACGACGCUUAUUUAUUUAUUCUCGUUUGGAACCCUUAAUUUUCGGUUCGUUGUGUGUAAAUGGUUAUCGUUGCAAUGGAUCGUUUAGUGUGUAGUUAGGAAAAUAUUUGUUUCGGUUGAAAUUUAAUUUUUUGGCGGCCUAGUCGCAGUGCUUAACGGUACUUAAGUACGGAUGCAUUUCUUGUGUAUUUAGGAGGUUUAUUUCAAGCGCGCUUUAAGUGUCUAUGGCUAAAGAACCAUUUUAAACACGUAGCAUAACAAUGUAACUAUGUAAAGCAAGAUGAUAGCAACCACGGACAACCCGGCAAAGUAAAUAUAUGUAAAGCAAUUAGUGGACUAGUCUAUACUCUUUAAAAAAAACCAAAAAAAUUAUAAAAAUGAGCGUCUGUAUUGUGUGUGUAAUUAGGCUUCUAUUUUUGACUUCUACUCGACGGCGAAAUGCAAAACCAAACAUAAAUUUAGUAAUACAACUAAGCCUGCUGCGUUCUCCUACAGUUUGAACAAGCGAAAUCAGUUAGAGCAAACGAUUAACAAUUAACAAACAACAAUUACAACCGCAAAUUGCAAAUUGCAAGAUCUUGCCACAGUUGUUUCAACAAUUUUCCAAGGGUUGUCCUCAUUGUGAGAACAUAAAAGUAGUUUCUUGGCCAGUGAUACGUUUCCUGGCCAAUGAGUACAGCAACCGGAUAAUGCUUGAACGAACUACAAAAUUUUUUAUAAACGAAAUAUACUUAAUUAUGAUAACGGUGACAUCACGUAUAAAUAAUUGAAAACAAAGUUCAUAUUAUGUAUGAAAAUAUGGCUAAAAUGUCUUAUGCAGGUAUUGACGUCUUCCUAUGCUACGCUGUCUAUUAUUAACAGAAAAACAAAUUGAUUACAUUUAUAAAUUAUACAUUACGAAUAGGUGUGCAUGCAAAUUUACUGAUUGCAUACACUAAGAACUAAAUAAAAAAAGAGAAAU